Labrus mixtus (cuckoo wrasse) is the source of this 2884-nucleotide messenger RNA. RefSeq names its product calcineurin-like phosphoesterase domain containing 1 (gene cpped1). Bases 162 to 1103 code for a protein of 313 amino acids. The transcript has 6 exons. NCBI's taxonomy places the organism in Eukaryota, Metazoa, Chordata, Actinopteri, Labriformes, Labridae. The record is from RefSeq and is a predicted model, not a curated record. Gene Ontology annotation, molecular function: hydrolase activity.
GCGGUGCAGUCGACUGCCGAUAGCGGAGUGACCAGCAGCGUCAGAGACAGCUGGGGACACCCACCCAACAGCUCCACAACAAACCUGCUUGGAGGCUCCCUGACCGGCUCACAAGUCACGACAUAGUUUUCUCUGGGAAAACUCUGUAACCAUUGGAGCUCAUGGCUGGGAGUGAGGAGACCUUUCUCAGGGCUAAACAUCGGACAUUCAGCGGACUGAGUGAAGAUGCGGAGCGCGAGUGGACCGGACCUUUUUACUUCAUCCAGGCCGCCGACCCGCAGCUCGGCCUGAUGAAAGCCUGGAGGGUGGGCGACUCAGAUGGCGGAGGGGACGAAUGGCAAGAGGAGGUGGAGCUCACCAAGCUGGCCGUGGAGGCUGUGAACCAGCUCAGACCCAGGCCGAGGUUCAUGGUGCUGUGUGGCGACCUGGUCCAUGCUAUGCCAGACACCCCGUUCAGAGAAGGUCAGGAACGAGACCUUAAGGCGGUCUUGAAGGGGACGGAUCCCUCCAUCCCGCUGGUGUUUGUCAGUGGGAACCAUGACCUGGGAAACACCCCCACCCCAAGGACAGUGGAGCAGUACUGCAGUGCUUGGGGCGACGACUUUUUUAGCUUCUGGGUGGGCGGGGUCCUCUGCCUGGUUCUGAACUCCCAGCUGUUCUACGACGCCUCAGGCUGCCCUCAGCUGAAGGAGGCCCAGGAGACGUGGCUGGAGGAGCAGCUGAGCAGAGCCUCCUCCUCAACGGAACCCAAACCUAAGCACGUCCUGGUGUUCCAGCACAUUCCUCUGUACCUGAAGACACCUGAUGAGGAGGACAACUACUUCAACCUGCAGAGAGAAGUCAGACAAACCCUGAUAGAAAGGUUCAAGAAGGCAGGGGUGACGGCGGUCUUCUCCGGCCAUUGUCACCGAAACGCUGGAGGCUGUCACGGCGGCCUGGACAUGGUGGUGAGCUCGGCCAUCGGCUGCCAGCUGGGUGAAGACACCCACGGCGUCAGGGUGGUGGUGGUGACUGAAGACAGAGUCAUCCAUCGCUACUACCGGCUGCAGCAGCUGAAGGAGCGAGGGAUGGAUCACGACCUCACCGAGCUCCUGCAGGCCUAAGGGCUGAAUGAAGGAACAUCAGGAACACUUUGCUUUUUGUGUUUGUUGUUUUGUUUUGGUUCUGAAGUCUCAAUGCCCUGCUCUGAGAAGCAAAAACAAGGUGUGUAGGGAAAGAUUGGACAACUUGAGACAGAAGGUUUAUGUUCUACCGGGACCUUGGUCUCAUCAAUAGCUUUGUAAUUAAACAACAGUUUAAUCUAAAACAUAUCUAACAUGUUGUCAUACCAACCUCUUCAAAUAUGCAUCCAAGAUCAGAAUAAUCCAGCGCACACUGGGAUUACUGGGCACCCAACAAUCUAAUAUGUAGCUUGGUCAGUGGCCCUCAGCUUCAAAUACGACUAUCUUGUUAUCACUCUGCCUACAUGGACAAGACUCUGUAGUCAAAGUAGCAAUAAUAAAUAUACAACAACUGGUUAGACUUCCACAAUAAAGCUAUCAAGUUAGCGAUAACAGAUAAUUAACAUUUGGUCAGGUUUUCAAAAUACAGCUUGCUGUGUAAGGUUUAGGCAAAAAGGUCAUACUUCUACUAACAUAUGCUCACUAGUUAUAUAAUUAAUAUCUCUUUCGAACUAACCCACUGUAAAGCGAGUGAUGAAUGUGCUUAAUUUCUAUUUUAGCUAGGUUAUAUGAGACGCAGUCUAAUUUUGGGUUCUCCCAAAAAAAAAGGUUUAAACUGUCUUCCUGUGUUCCAAAGUUCACAGCGUGCAGUUUCUGUUCAGCUGUGUAGCUCUUUCUAGUGCAGUCUGUCUUCACCAUGUGGAGUUUGCAAUCCCUGCAAGCUACUGGUUAAGGAAGUUCAGCUCUCUGCCUAUGGAAACAUUGAGAGUUGUCAAUUACGAACACACAGCUCGAGACCAAUUGGCCUGAAGUCAUGCUGCCCACCUCCGCUGAUCAUUUUAUAUGAAGAGUCUUUUCAAUCAAACCAGUACUCCACAAGGGUUAUGUACUCUUCAAAAGCGUCGCUGGCAGCCUGGUCCGUGUCGGUAUGUAUCCCAGCGCAUUUCGAAAAGUGAAGCAGCUUCUUGCAAUACACUAUAACUGGCAGGGAAUUUGAAAUCCAGUCAGGUGGCGCGAUGCUCGCAGUCAAUACGGGGCAUGUGUCAGCAUGUGAUAUUGGUAUAUUGGUUGCACAGGUAUAUAAGUUUAAGGCCACUUUUAGAUGAAAAUAAAGGUCUUAAAAGUAGAGCCCGACCGAUUAAUCGGCCAUCGGAAAAUAUCGGCCGAUAUUAGGGUAUCAAGUGACUAUCGGCAUCGACUACUUAUAUCACAGAUAUGAGCCGGUAUUACUUGAUUUAUUCACCUCAUUUUUCUCCUCCUAAUAUUGAUAUCGAUAUCAACCCUAAAAAUCCCAUAUCGGUCAGGCCCUAAUUAAAAGUGUGUCUUACAGGAUAGAAAAUUUGUUUUUAUAUUAGAAUCAAACCCUUGUCUACUGGAUGUUUAAUUCAUAUAUUCCCCCUAUCACCACUCCAAGCAGACCGUUGGUUACUCCACAUUAGCUGACUACAACAGCAGAUCAAGCAAUAAGCAAGAGUCCGAAAAUAAUGCUCCCUACAGUGUCAAUCGUAUUACUGACCAAGCUGCUGUAUUUGACCACUUGAAAUGAGAACGACCGGAACAUUCUGAGUAUUCAUUCAAGUGUAGAUAAAAAAUGUACUGUAUGUAUGAAUAUAGGUAGAGAAAAGUAGUGGAGUUAUAAACAAAGAGAAGAUGCCAUUUCUUUCCAACAUUAUCAGACGAGCAGAAUGUUGACGGGAAAUUAAAAGAAAGAAGUUUGUUAUCUC